Molecule: messenger RNA, 875 nt
Organism: Aplosporella prunicola CBS 121167
Lineage: Eukaryota; Fungi; Ascomycota; Dothideomycetes; Botryosphaeriales; Aplosporellaceae
Exons: 3
Coding region: 1-588 (195 amino acids)
Molecular function (GO): nucleic acid binding; zinc ion binding
Source: RefSeq, a predicted model, not a curated record
AUGGCAGACAGAGAGGCUUCUCCGGUGCCCAAGCUUGAGCCGUUGUCGGACGACGAGGCUUCUCACACGGAACGCGUUUCUCACGUGCCUGAUUCCUACAAGAACAUCACUGAGAUUCUCCAAUCGCCCGGCCUGCACGAUAUCCAGGUGUCGGUGGACCCGGACAAGGACCCCGAUGGCUCCAUCAGCGUGCAUAUUCACCUGAAGAUCAACCCUGGCAAAGUCACCAGAGAGAGCCCCGAGGAGAACAUGGUCAUCGAAUGUGGACAUUGCCACGGUCAAGGCCACGCUGCUGGCGAAUGUCCCGAGAAGGAAUCCGUAGACUGCCCUGAUGAGAAACCCCAACUGUGCCAUGAGUGCGGCAGCCCCGAUCACGUCCCCAGCGACUGCUCCGAUCGCGUUCUUUGCCACAACUGUCGUCAAACCGGACAUUGCACCAUCAAGUGUCCAGAGGCGAUCUGCAACCGAUGCAAGGUGAAGGGACACAUGAGAAGUGCCUGCAGGGUAGGGCAAGUUCGCCGCGACUGCGAUCAUUGCGGACAGCGCGACCACCGUUCAAGUGACUGUCCGGAGGCUCCCAAAGCAUGACGCCGGCACUGCAUUUAGCGACUGAGACAACGAGAGCCAUAUCGGCACGGGUAUAACGCUACCUACUGCAUAGGCGCAUCCAACAACAACAACAAUCAGUCCGCUACAGGUAACACAACAGACAGGGUUUUCCGAUUUCCAGAACCGAUCGCUGUCACUGGACAAUCUACACAGAACACUGGCACCGAGAAUCUCCUGCUUCUGACCGAUAGUUCAGUUCAGAUCGCGAUACCGUAGCCGAUGGCUUCAAGAAUUGCCACUUCCUUAAAUAAGACGUACAUAGGUAG